AUGACGAAGCAGCUGCUCUCAGAGCUUCAGGAGGAGACCGCGAUCACACGCGUGGGGGCGAAGAAUGUCAAGAGUUGGCUGCAGCAGAAGUCGGGCGAGUUCGUGCACUUGUGCCGAGAUGCUGCACGCGAAGGCAAAGAAGAGACAUCCAUGCAAAUUUGGACAGGGCCAAACUGGACAAUAGUCCAAGAAGCAAGGGCGACCGAGCUAGUGGAACCAGGCGUAGCUUGGGAUGUCGAUUGCGAAGUGCUUGCGCCGUUGCUGGAAGCGCAACUGAAGCGCUUCCAUCUCCCCACGUGUAGCGCAACGAAGUGCCGGUACAGCAGCUCACAGCUCCUUGCUGUGACGAAUGGCCCUUCUGGUCACAAGCUGCUUGGGAAGGGCGCGCACGGAAUCGAGGUGCGGGCCAGUUGGACGCCGAACGCAGCCGAAGCUUCCAUGGUCGCCCCCCAAGCGUCUUUCGUGCCAUUGCCGCGGCCCACGGCGAGUUCUGCACCACGCGGUCGGAGGUCGCACCAGCGUUGGGCGGACGGCCUCGAAAGUGUUGAUGCAGGGCGCCGCGACUUCUUCCCAGCAGGUUGGGUGCCCAGCAAAGCUGUCGCGGAGUCGAUCCAGACCUUGGGCUACAGCCCGUUGCAGUGCGGCUCCGUGAUGCAGAGGGCAAGUGCAAUUGCAGAAGAGUUGCGAGAGAUGGGCAUGGGCUACAUGAGCAUGGAGCAUUCAGCGGCCGUCUUGGCGUACACACAAGAGGAGGACCCGUGCCUCUACAUGAAGCUCAACGCCUCGAUGCGCUCCCAAGAUCCCCAGGAUGAGAGGAGGCUGAAGGUCUACCUGGACUACAUCUACCAUCUCACCGAGGCCCUCGCCCUCUUGCCGGCGUAUGCAGGGGCGGCCUACCGUGGCACAAGCAUCUUCUUCAAGAGUGGCUUGUACGAAGUCGGCAAGAAGAUCACCUGGCAGGCCUUCACCUCCACGACCCGGGACCAGCUCGCGGCCAUCAGCUUCCUCCAGUGUGAGUCCAGGAAGCUGUCGGGGACCCUGUUCGUGCUGGAGGUGAAGUCCGGUAGGAGAGUGGAAGCAAUCAGCGAGUUCGUGGAAGAGAAGGAAGUGCUCGUGAGCUACAACUCGUUUUGGGAGGUUACCAAGAUCGUGACCUCCCCGGCGGAGAAAGCAGAGCUUUGCGACGACUUGAGUGCCUAUAACUUGUCGGACUUGGACGUCUACUGCUUGAAGCAGUUGUAG
Molecule: messenger RNA, 1242 nt
Organism: Symbiodinium natans
Lineage: Eukaryota; Dinophyceae; Suessiales; Symbiodiniaceae
Source: the annotation of a GenBank genome assembly